AUGAAUGCUGAUACUUGUGUUUCUUAUUGUGAUCCGGCUGCCAUGGAUUCCUACUACAACGCAGCCUCCCAGGGCACAGAAGGCUCCUCGCCUUUUAGGGCAUUUCAAGCAAGUGACAAGUUCAGCCCUGCUUUCCUGGCCAGCAAAGGACAAGGCUUUGGUGACAGCAGCACUAAGUGCCGGAGCCGCUACAGCCAGCCGGAAUGUCAGUCCCUGGAUGGCAGCGGGCAGGCUCCGGCCGCCUUUAACAAAUACCCAGCGCAGCAGCAACAGCAGCAACAGCAGCAACAGCAACAACAGCAACAGCAGCUCUACAUGCAGCGAGGUCCCUGCAAAACCCCCCCGGAGAGCAACCUCAAGCUGCAAGACAGCAGCGGCCACAACGGAGCUCUGCAGGUCUCUUGUUACGGUAAGGAGAGCAGCCUGGGCGAGGCCGAGCUGCAGGGCAGCGCCGAGGCGCCGGGCAUGGACGGCAGCUACCUGAGCGUGAAGGAGGCCGGGGGGAAGGUGCCCCAGGACAGGGCCAGCGCCGAGCUGCCCAGCCCCAUGGACAAGGCCGACUCGGAGAGCAACAAGGGCAAGAAGCGCAGGAACAGAACCACCUUCACCAGCUACCAGCUGGAGGAGCUGGAGAAGGUCUUCCAGAAGACUCACUACCCAGAUGUCUACGCCAGGGAGCAGCUGGCCAUGAGGACAGACCUCACCGAGGCUCGCGUGCAGGUGUGGUUCCAGAACCGCCGAGCCAAGUGGCGGAAGCGGGAGCGCUUCGGGCAGAUGCAGCAGGUCCGGACCCACUUCUCCACCGCCUACGAGCUCCCCCUGCUCACCCGUGCGGAGAACUACGCCCAGAUCCAGAACCCUUCCUGGAUCGGCAACAACGGAGCCGCCUCCCCCGUGCCCGCCUGCGUGGUGCCCUGCGAGCCGGUGCCCUCCUGCAUGUCGCCCCACGGCCACCCCCACGGCGGCGGCGGCGGCGUCUCGGACGCCUUCCUGGGCGGCCCCGGCGGCCCGGUGGGACAGACGCACAUGGGUGGCCUGUUCGGCACGGCCGGCAUCGGCCCCGGGCUCAACGGCUACGAGCUGAGCGGCGAGCCCGACCGCAAGAGCUCCAGCAUCGCCGCCCUGAGGAUGAAGGCGAAGGAGCACAGCGCAGCCAUCUCCUGGGCCACAUGA
Dryobates pubescens (Downy woodpecker) is the source of this 1173-nucleotide messenger RNA. It is a transcript of the gene ALX4, whose product is annotated as ALX homeobox 4. The record is from RefSeq and is a predicted model, not a curated record. Gene Ontology annotation, biological process: regulation of transcription by RNA polymerase II. NCBI's taxonomy places the organism in Eukaryota, Metazoa, Chordata, Aves, Piciformes, Picidae. The coding region runs from base 1 to 1173 and encodes 390 amino acids. Gene Ontology annotation, molecular function: DNA-binding transcription activator activity, RNA polymerase II-specific; RNA polymerase II transcription regulatory region sequence-specific DNA binding. The transcript has 4 exons.